Messenger RNA from Manis pentadactyla (Chinese pangolin), 7064 nucleotides. It is a transcript of the gene WDR89, whose product is annotated as WD repeat domain 89. The transcript has 3 exons. The record is from RefSeq and is a predicted model, not a curated record. Gene Ontology annotation, molecular function: protein binding. Bases 2307 to 3470 code for a protein of 387 amino acids. NCBI's taxonomy places the organism in Eukaryota, Metazoa, Chordata, Mammalia, Pholidota, Manidae.
UUCUUAAACUGCAGGAUUGAAAUCAACACCAGACAUGCCUACUUCCUAGAGUUGUGGGAAUCAGAUGAGAUAAUGGGCAUAAAAUAUGAAUUACUGAUGUUAACUCCCUAUGACUUUCUGCUUUUCAAAUUCGUUCCUGUGGAGGCUGGACUGUCAUUGUAUAACACACAUAUAUAACAGUGGUAACAUGCAGCCUAGUACCACUUUGGUGCCAAAUAUCUCUUAAGCCUAGAUGGCUCCUUUAUCUGCUUACCCAGGGUUCAGGAUAGCAUUUUCUAUAAAUGCAGAAGUGUUACUUGUUUGGGAUGAAUUCUUACUUUAGACUGAUGUAGAUAGCAUAAAGCAAAAGUAGAUAAACUCACAUAACUGCUUUGCUGUGUUCUGGGUCCUUGUGGAGGCUCUGAGGGGAAGAUCCAUUUCCUUGCCUUACUCAGUUUCUGGUGGCCACUUCUAUUCCUUGGCUUGUCACUUUUGCUCCAUCUCAGAGUAUAUCACUGCGAUCUCUGCUUCCAUUAUCGUAUCACCUCUCUAGUCAGAUAUCCCUCUUGACUUCUUAUGAGGGCACUUGUGCUUAUAUUUAGAUAAUCCAGGGUCAUCACUCCAUCUCAGGAUCCUUUAUUUAUUACAAAAUUCCUUGUCAUAUAAGGAAUUACAGGUUUCAGAAAUUAGGUCUUGAAUGUCUUUGGGGGCCAUUAUUUAGCUUACCACAAAGGAUAUAAUAAAAGAUUCUAUCCUAGUAUCUUAAAUCCUAGUAGGAUAUACUAUGAGAGGGAAGAAAAACCACAUUAAAUGAUUCCCAAAUUGCUGUGAAAAGACCCUUCUAAGUUACUAUAGGUUCAUAUUUCUCCAACUUCUACAAUGGGAAAUGGUAGAGGCAAAUGGUAUUCCUGUGAUAUCUGGACACAGUCUGAGUUUACCUCUUAAAAAACUGAAAUUUCUUUGAAUUCUAAUCUACCUUAAAAAUUCGUGUGAAUUUGCAUCCAUUUUCCUAAAAGUCCCCUUAUUUAAUGCUGUUUUGAAUUACUUGCCAUAUCAUACGUAACAUUGCUGUUUAGGGCAAUAGACUUUAUUUUGUGGUUUCUUAGGAUAGCCAGUUUACUAUAGUCAUAGGUGUGUGUUCCCCAGUUUAAGAAGCAUGACCUCAGGUGAUGGGGAUUCUUCAUAAGGAAGCCAUUUAAGCAACCAAAUAAGGAGUCUGGGUCCCAUUGCUCCUAAAGCUACAAUAUGCACUCGGCUUCAAGGAGAACUGGACUGACAGUUACUCAUCAUUGAUACCCUCAAUCCCCCUGGAAAGAAGAUGGUAGCUCUAAUGACUUCAGGUUUUUGUCAUAUGGUCAGAAGAUAACCAUCUUCUGUCUGUUCUGUCUGGCUGGAAUUCCCAAUUCCCAGGAGACAGGAUCUGAUGGAUUGAGUUCAUUACCAUCCAGUAUGGAUAUGUUGGAAUAAGAUAAUGUAUGCAAAAGAGCCCUGCUCUGAGUACGCAUUCAGUAUAUAAGCAUUAUUCAGUAAAGAUCUCUGCUUCUUGCAUGAAGUUAAAAGGGGAAAGGACAAGGAAAAGCACAUAUGGGACAUUUCUAUGGGCCAGGCCUGGAAGUGAUCUGUGUUACUUUUUCUCAUGUUCCUUUGGCUCAAACUCUUGUCACAUAGCGACACCUAACUUGUCUGGUUGUAUGUCUAGCUAGUGAUCUGCUGAUGGAUUAGUAGUCUCUACUACAAUGGGCAAUACCUCUAGUCAGCUGCUUAAGACUUGUUCUAAGCCCUUAGUUUCCAGCAGUUAGUUUCUUUGCCUUAUGAAUUCUCCAUGGCAUCCAGAUGCCUCUAGAUAACUCUAUUGGAGCAAGUCCUUUUUAAGCUGGCUGCAAGCUAUGCUGUUGUCAGGUGCACAGUAGUAAGCUUCACAUCCUUUGCCCUGCCAAAGUGGAUGUUCAGGCCAAAACUGCAAUGCAGCCAUUUCUCCUUGUUCUGUUUGAGCAGGUAGACAUUCACAGUGGUCUCAGACUUUUCCAGGCAUGGAUCCUGUAUCAACAGUCUCAGGGGGGAUCAGGCCAAGGUCCAAGUUUGAACUACUCUGAUGCAUGUUAAAGAGGGGAGUAAGGGAAAAAUUCCACAAUAUUUUUCCACAAAAUAACUAACAAAGAAAUUAUUUUUUCAACCUCUUCACUUGGUGUUUUUAUUCCAUCAAAAUGGGUGUGAAGCUAAUGAUUACAAAACUACUUUGAGGCCAUCUUUGCAAGAACAAUGUGGGUGCUCUAUCAGCUAACUUACAGAUGUGAGGAUUUUUACAAGCCUUGGAUGCCACUUCUAAUAUGGAGAAGAUUGAGGAACAAUUUGCUAAUCUGAACAUUGUUAAACGUUCCUUGAGAACUAAAGAGCCUACUUAUCUGCUUGGCAUAGACACAUCAAAGACAGUUCAGGCAGAUAAAGGAAGCUUGGCUGCUGUUUUAUGUUCUAAAGGAUCCAUCAGAAUAUAUGAUAAAGAAAGGUUAAACAUACUACGAGAAUUUAGUGGAUAUCCUGGAAUUCUUAAUGGAGUCAAAUUUGCAAAUUCUCAUGACAGUGUAUAUUCAUCUUGUACUGAUGGCACUGUAAAAUGUUGGGAUGCUCGAUUAGCCAGUGAAAAACCUGUCCAACUGUUCAAAGGUUACUCUUCCAAUAUUUUUAUCAGUUUUGAUAUCAACUGUGAUGAUCAUGUCAUUUGCGCUGGCACAGAAAAAGUUGAUGAUGAUGCAUUGUUGGUAUUUUGGGAUGCAAGAAUUAAUUCUCAGGAUUUGUCUACUACUAAAGAUCCACUUGGUGCAUAUUCAGAGACACAUAGUGAUGAUAUCACUCAAGUAUGUUUCCAUCCCAGCAAUCCCAACAUGGUAGUCUCAGGUUCAACUGAUGGCCUGGUAAAUGUAUUUGAUAUUAGUGUUGAUAAUGAAGAAGAUGCACUGGUCACAACUUGUAACUCUGUUUCCUCAGUAAGCCAUAUUGGUUGGGCUGGGAAAGAUUAUAAACAGAUUUACUGCAUGACACACGAUGAAGGAUUUUGUUGGUGGGAUCUUAAUCAUCUGGAUACUGAUGAACCAAUUACAUGUUUAAACAUCCAGAAUGUCAGAGAAGGAAUUAAUAUGAAAGAAGAUACAUUAGAUUAUUUGAUUGGCGGCCUGUAUCAUGAGAAGAUGGACAGACUGUUUAUAGUUGGAGGGACAAACACAGGAGUCAUUCACUUGCUGAGCUGCAGUGCAACAGGGCUGGUCUACAUGUGCAGCCUCCAGGGAGGGCAUUCCGCAACAGUCCGUUCUUUCUGUUGGAAUGUGCAGGAUGAGUCUUUGCUAACCGGCGGAGAAGAUGAACAGUUGUUACUGUGGAAACCUGGAGCAGUAGAGAAGACACUUACAAAGAAAGGCAGCAUGAAAAUAGCAUCCUCUGUGUACCAGCGAGUUCGAGUUCAUGGUAAUGAUUCUUACAAGAAAAGGAAAAAGCAGUGAAAUUACAUUGGAGUUUACUUGAUAGGUUUUACAGUUAAAAAUAAUUAUUUUGGGGUGCUACCUGUGGUAGACAUGUUUAAAGCUUAUAGGUAAAAACAAGCCAAUUAGCAUAUGAUCCAGGGGAAAUUGUUGAGAAUGGUUUAAUUCAGGUCUUCAUGUAUUCUAAAAUUAUUUUUUUUUAAACUGCCAGUUGAGUAUAUAAUCAGUGAGUUGAAAGUAAAAUUAUAUACCUCAUUUUUAAAACCCAUCUGUUGAGUUAGUUAAUGUUGGGUUUAAAGAAAUAGCUUUGAUAAGGACUUUUUAGAAGUAGAUGGCUGGUGUGACUUAAAGAAGCAGGUGGUUUGAGCCAUGUUUUUUAAGCUCGGUUUUUUACAUGUUAAAUCAUCUUCACUAUUUAUAAAACCAAAUCAGACAGUUUUCUUCAUUUGAGGAACUCCUGUUGCUUCAUCCAUAGAUUACUUUUAAAUAUAAAGAUAAUGAGUCUAAAUAGAAUUAAACUUUUUUAGAAAUAAAAUUAUUUGCAUCUACUUAAGAAAAAUAUAUUUAGUAAAUAUUUGCAUCUGUAAUACUGCUGGUUAAGCAGUAAACAGGUGUUUCACUGAUGAAAAGGAAAUGGUCUUGGAAAUUACAUUUGGAGACUCAAAUAUUAAAAAAAGAAAGUAUAAUAGCGGAGUGAUUUUUUAUUUCAAAAUAUUCUAAUAUUUUGAUAAAAUUUUCUCCCAUGGCGUUUCAUCCAUAAUGUGAAACAUGAAGUUUUGUUUACUGCUGAUUUUUUCAUCCUUUUUAAAUAUUUCUCCAAAGACUCUUACUUAAAAAGUUGAUCUCUCUAAAGGUUUGGAAUCUUUUAUUUAAUUAGAACUGAAAAUAUCUUCUGAAUUAGAAAUAUUUUCUUGAAAAGUACAAAUGUUACUUUAGAGCUUUCAAAAUUUCUCUUUAAAUAUUGAUAGACUUGUCUCAGACUGUGACAGUGGGAGACAUUUUUAUUUUUCUAUAAAACAAUGCAACUUACGUUUACCUAUGAUCUAGCUAAACUCACUUGAGACUAAACUAUAGGUAAGUCACAUUAAACAUAUUCAAAAUAAUGUAAUUCAUACUUGGAGAAAUUCAGCUAUUCUUGCUGUUGUCAAAACAAAAAACCUGAGGGUAGUUGUGGACUUUCCCCCUUUUUCCUAACGAGAUAAUCACCAACUCCUAUACUAUUCCACCUCCUAAAAUCUAUCAGCUAUUCUUUUUGCCUUUAUCCCAGGACUACUGCCUUAGAUAAGACUUUCAUCAUUUCUCCCCUAGAUUACAGAACCUCUCCAAUCUGCUCCAGUUCAUUCUUCCCACCACUUCUAGGCUGAACAUCAAAAAACAGCUUGAAAAUGCCUCAUACUGCUUAAAAUCUUUGGCCAGUUUGGAUCUAUUGAUGGAGCAGUUUAAGUAAAAUGAGAAACUGUGUUUCAAGAAAGAUACUUAGGAUAUGAAAUAAUUCUGACUAUGUUAUAAGUGGAAAAGCUGGUUAAAAAGACUUGCAUUUAAAACAUAUCAGGAAAUGAAAUGGAGUUAUCAAAACAGCUUUUAAAAAGAUUUAAAAUUCAGAAGUAAUUAAUAGAUUUGGAAGGUGCAGGUGAGGAAAUAUCUCUGAAAGUAGAACUCAGAAAGUGAGAAAAAGUAAAAGCCACAGAAGAUAUAUAAAGGAGUCUAAUAUCAGAUGUAACAGUUUUAAAAAGUGAAAUAAAAAUUUUAAAGGAGGAGGAGAGAGAUUAUUAAAAGGAAAUAACAAAAGAGGCUAUCCCAGAACUUCAGUCUUCAGAUUGAAAGGCCCAUAGUGUCAAGUAUAAGAAGGACAAAGACCCAGGCCAAGGCAUAGCACUGUGAAGUUUCAAGUUUCAAACUCCCAAGAAUAAAGAGAAAAUCUUAGAAGUUUCCAAAAUGGGAAAAAAAACAGUCAUUUAGGAACAAGAGUAACAUCUACAUGAGACUCCUCUUUAGCAAAUCUGAGUGACAAAAAAUGGUGGAUUGAUGUCUUUACAUUUCUAAGGACAAAUUCCUGGGAUCUGAACUUAACGCUCUCCAAACUCAUGAAGCAAAUAGAUAACAAUAAAUCUUUUUGAGAUGUCCCUUGCUAAGUGAACAUUUCCUACUUGCUCUCUGGAACUCAGGAACCAAAUAUCUAACAAUAUCUAUUGGUAACCAAACACAUUGGUGAGCCCAGGAAAUAAAAGAUUUGCAUUUCAGGAGACAGUUCCUUUCCCAAGCUACAAUUAUAUGACUAGUCAAGCUUUCCUUAUAUAUGAAGGUAAAAACAUUUUCAGGUGUACAGAAUUUAAAACCUUUUAUGCCACUUUUUAAAAGGAUCCUAUAUGAUGUACUCCACAAAAAAUAAGGAAGUGAAUCAAGGAAGACAGAAGAUACCAGAAAUCAGGGCACCAACCCAGCAUAGUAGCAGGGCAACAGCUUGUUAGCAGGCUCACAGUAUUCAGUCCAGACUGGAACAAGAGGGCAAGAGAUACUAGGAGGGAGAUGUCUAAAUAGACAAAUGAGCAGAUAUGUUACCCUGUGCAUUCAACAAUGUGGAAAGUGGUAUAAGUGAAUUAAAACUCAUCAGUUAAAACACUCAUUGAAAAUUAUUUAAAAAUAAAAGUUUUAAGAUUUAAAAGUAAAUAGAUUAACUAAAAAGACAGGUUAAAAAAUAAGAGUGAGGAAAGGUGUAUACAAACCUACAAAGUGGGAGUAAAUAUUUGCAAAUAAUGUAUCAGAUAAGAACUUGUAUCCCAAACCUUUUUCUUUGUAAAGGGGGUAAAACUUACCACUCAAUAGUAAAAGGCAAUUAACCCAAUUUUUUAAAUGGUCAGAGGAUCUGAAUAGACAUUUCUCCAAACAAGAUAAAUAAAUGGUCAAUAAACACACAGAAGAAGAUGCUUAACAUCAUUAGUUAUCAGGGAAAUGCAAAUCAAAACCACAAUGAAAUACCAAUAGGAUGGCUAUAAUAAAAGAAGUAUUGAUGCGAAGGUAAAUAUCCUGCUACUAGGAAUGUAAAAUGGUAUUGCUGCAGUCUAGCAACUCAAACAUUUAAACAGUUGCCAUUUGACCCAACAGUUCCACUUCUAGGUAUAUCCUGAAGAGAACUGAAAUCAUAAGUCCAUACAAAACUUGUACAUAUAUGUUCAUAACAGCAUUAUUCAUAAUAACCAGAAGGUGUUACCAGUCUGAAUGUCUCAGUUUAUGAAUGGGUACAUUAUGCUAUUUUCAUGCAAUACAAUAUAUUAUUCAGCCAUAUACAUACUACAACUUAGAUGAAUCUUGAAAAUAUGCUAAGCAUAAGUAGCCACAAAGGCCACAUAUUAUAUGGUUUCAUUUACAUCAAAUGUACAAAAUCUAUAAAGAAAGAAUAUAUAUUAAUGGUUGCCUAGGACUGGGAUGUCGGGGGGAAUAUGGGAGGUUUGGUGGAUGAUCACUAAAGGGUAUGAGAUUUCUUUGAGGGUGAUGAAAAUAUUCUGAAAUUGAUUGUGAUUAUGGUUGUACAAUUCUGAAUAUACUAAAAACGACUGAAUUGUACAUUUCAAGUAGAUAAUUGUAGUGAAUUUUAUCUGAAUAAAGCUGUUACGUGUG